Messenger RNA from Polyodon spathula (Mississippi paddlefish), 3508 nucleotides. RefSeq names its product interleukin-7 receptor subunit alpha-like. The coding region runs from base 73 to 1365 and encodes 430 amino acids. Gene Ontology annotation, biological process: hemopoiesis; cytokine-mediated signaling pathway; positive regulation of receptor signaling pathway via JAK-STAT. The record is from RefSeq and is a predicted model, not a curated record. The transcript is spliced from 8 exons. Gene Ontology annotation, cellular component: external side of plasma membrane. Lineage: Eukaryota; Metazoa; Chordata; Actinopteri; Acipenseriformes; Polyodontidae. Gene Ontology annotation, molecular function: cytokine receptor activity; protein binding.
CUGACGGAUGUUGGUUUUUAUCGGUGAGUCAAGUUAAAUAUACACACAACUUCAAGUCAAUGCACCAAAAAAAUGAAUCCUUUAAUGUUAACCAUUCUGCUCAUGGUUCAGCCAUCUGUAUUUGGACAAAGUGGAUCAGGAGAUGAUGAGACCGUGGAUGACGUAAUUGAACUGAUGGCGUGUUUGUCCCACCUGAGUCUGCAGCUGCAACAGUCCCUGGUGUGUAAUUUAAUGGAUGACUUCAACGGAGACAUAAGUUACAACAGUACAGUGCAAGUAUGCGGUGAAUUUGUUAAUUUUAAAGGCUGCAUGAACAUGACGAUGGAUGACCAUGACAAAAGAUACGUACUAAACACAAAAGAGUUUUUAGCCAUCUCUACAUAUGACGUUCGCACCUUCACAACCACCUCAAACCGAUACUUCUCUCAAGCAAUAAACUUGAGACAUAUUAUUAAACCAAUGGCACCUUACAAUGUGAAUGCUUCUUACUCAGAAAAACAACAUGCGUCUUACAUAACAUUUGACUCGCCAUAUUCUGCAUUACCAUCAAAAGAUUACUUGACAGAAAAACUUGUCCAUUCUGUUGCUUUCAGAAUUCAGAACAGUGGACAAUGGGAGUAUCAAAACAUAACAUACCAGCCCCUAAAGAUUGAAGGAAAGUAUUUAAAACCGAACUGCAUUUAUGAAGUUAAGUGUCGUUCUAUCCCUAAUGGGGAAUAUUUUAAAGGCUAUUGGAGUGACUGGAGCAAUGUGGCAACUUUUAAAACGCCUGCAGUACAUACAAAUCCUGACAAAUCUGUAUUACUUUAUAUAGUCAGCCCUGCCAUCUUAAUUCUGGUGCUCGUCAUCUUUAAAAUUGCUUUUGUGCGCUGGAAGGAAAAUAUUAUAUCGUAUCUUUGGCCAAGUAUUCCAAACCCCAAAAAUACUUUGGAGCAAAUGUACAAGAAGCAAGGUCAGGGUCAUAAAGCAAGCUUCAACCCGGAGACAUUUGGAGACCACAAUAUUCACAUGGUUAACGGAAUGGAAGAAAAGGUUAUCGCUGAAUGCCUGCUUUCCCCUUCUCCUACUGACCCCCCGGACACACAAGAGAGGAGUCAGCCGAGUUUGCAUCUGAAAAACGAAUUGCCAAAUGUUAUGGUGUCCCAGGCCCAGGACCAAUGGCUCCUGAGUGAAAGAUGCAACGAAGAUAGCGCUGACCCUCAGGCUACCUCAGAUAUAGAAGGCUGCUCUCCCGGGAUCACAACCUCAGGAAGUAAUCCCUCAAACAACGAGCCUGUAAGUGACUGUGUGUGCGCCUCAGUGGGUCAGGCAACUGGACGAGAUGAGGCAUAUGUCACAAUGUCCAAUUUCUAUAAAACGCAAUGAAUUGUAUCCACAUGUAGGCAUGUAGUCAGAGGACCAACUCUUUUUGAGUAGUCAAAGGACCAAGUAGUCAAAGGACCAACUCUUUUUGAUUUCAUUUUCAUAUUAUGGGCUAUUUUUUUAUUAAUCUAUCUAUCUACCUAUCAACAGUAAUUCAAUUAAAUGAAGUUCCUUUGUGGUGUAAAUUAGCACAGUACAUCAAGUAGCAAUGUAAAAUUGGCCAUGGUUGUUGGCUAUGGCUUACACUAACUGCAAAAGCAUGUUUUUAAUAUUGUAAAUCAAGGCAUUAUAUAUUCACAGUCCAUUGCUGGUCAGUCAAAGGAUUAAGAGAUGUAUAUUUAACUUUUUGCAGUUUUAUCUAAUUACAUAUAGUAAAUGUAAGGUUUUUUUUUUUUUUUCCCGUUUGUCUAAACGUUUAUUAAUAGUACACUGAUUAGUAAUAGCAAGUGGAAUAUUAUUUUCACAUUCAAAGUGCAUUGGCUGCUAAUGGUCUUACAGAGUAAACAUCAUUCUGCUUUUUAUUUUGCACUAAAAUGUUUUAAGAAUUAAGAACAAGAUUCUCGAACAAUCCUGCAGUAUACCUCAGAAUUUCCAUGGAUUUAGUAAACUAGCAUAAUAAUCUCCAGAGUUGUUUUUUAUUUCUCUGCUGUCUUCAUCUAACAGGUGGUCAAAGCCUUUAUAGAAUAAUCACUCUUUUUGUUUAUCUUGCACUUUUAAACAAUACAUUUACUAUAAAAUAAACCUACUCACUUGACAGAAAAGCAACAAGACCACUCUUCCAUUCUGUUCUGUUUUUUGUCCUGACUUGAAAGUGCAGCUUAUCUUAAUUGACUUCACUUAAAAAACGCAUGCUACAGUAACACUACAGUAGGUGUUAGUAAUUCAAGUGUAACUGCGUAUGAACAAAGACACAAUUUCUAAAUUAACAACAUCUCUGAUAUAUUAUAUAUCUUCAUGCCUUCAUUCGUGUGUGUGCAUUUUCAUAGACAAAAAGGUGUUCCUUAUAUUAUGUAAAUGUUUUAAAUAUUUCACUACUUAACUGUUUAAUAUUCUAUUAAUAAGGCACCCCUAUGAAUGGAGCUUAUAUGAAUUGUGGCAUUUGCCUCUGCCACCACACCUGCUAAUAUUUUACAAACCAUUUAAUUUGGUGUCUCCAAUGUAAAUUAAUCUAAUGCAGAUCUAUACAAUAGUCAUGGGUGUUUUCUGUGUUAUUUGGAUUAAAGGUGGCACACUGACAUACUAUCAAACCUCACAAUGCUGUCCAAAUUUAGUUUUUUAAAGAACAUUGUUUAUGUUAUUCACAGGACAUAUUCGUAAAAAAAAAAAGACAAUUACCAACCUGCUCCUUUAAUUUCAGUUUUGUGUCAGCACAUCACAAUACGUAUUAACAUCUGUACAACACAAUUAUUAUUAUGUGUUUUGUUUUUUGUUUUUUUUGUUUUUUAAACAAUGUAGGCUGAAGGAAUUGAAGAACAGUCAUUGGUCAAAUUAUAAUCAUAAAUGUCCACCGAUUUUGGGACUGUACAACCCUAAAGCUGUACAAAGAAAAAUAUAAAGUUGCUGCAGAUAUCAAAGAAAAUAUCUUUUCUUUUCUCAUUUGUGUCUGAUUGCUACUGUUUUCUUGUAAUUAAUCUAUUAUAUCCAUGCAUUGCAUAAUAAUUGGGUAAAACUACAAAACUGGUACUGGACUGAAAUAAAAUAAAUAUAUUAAUGGCUUGACCUCAAUCAAAUCUUUGUCUUUAUAUAACCAACUCCCCCCUACCGGUGAAGGCUGUCCACACCCACCAUAUGUUGAUAAAACACAUUAAGAAAAUAAAGAGGGCUAGAAAAAGUAAACACCUAGAAAAGGAACUUCAGCUCUGGCCAAAUGUUUGGCAUCACCCUAUAGAAUUAACUAAUUUUGCUUCACAAAGUCGAAUGAAACCUGCUGAAUUAUGUUUCGUUAACAUAUUGAAUUACAUACUGCUUUGUAGUUUUACAUAAACUUAAUCAAUAACUGACAAAAAUCGAAACACCAGUAGACCUAUGUUUUGUUUUUAAGUGCUUCCCAAAGCAAUCAGGGUUCAAAUGAGAACAUGAAAAUAGAGAUAUGGGCCCGGAACCAAAAUAAACAGGUUCUUAAAAAAAUCUGCUUUCAAAUUAGACA